This is a messenger RNA of Indicator indicator, 1062 nucleotides long. Its product is annotated as UDP-glucuronosyltransferase 1A1-like. NCBI's taxonomy places the organism in Eukaryota, Metazoa, Chordata, Aves, Piciformes, Indicatoridae. The record is from RefSeq and is a predicted model, not a curated record. Gene Ontology annotation, molecular function: UDP-glycosyltransferase activity. Bases 1 to 1062 code for a protein of 353 amino acids. The transcript is spliced from 4 exons.
AUGCAAGAUUUUUCAGACAAAGUUGGAAUCAUGAUUCCAUAUUCACUGGUGUUCUUACUCCAGAAAAUCUUUAAACAGCUCUUCCACAUCGGCUAUGGGGUCACAAAGCCCACAGAGAUGAGUGUUCAAAGGGAGAGGUGCAGGGUACCAUCAGUGGUUUUCUUUCUGAGGGAUACUCACCAGAUUUCUGCAGAAAUGGUCCCAGUGCUUCAUGCUCAUCUGCAAGUCACAGUGACUCUGGUUCUGCUCCUGUCUAUGCUCAGUUUGGCUGCUGGUGGGAAGCUGUUGGUGGUGCCAGUGGAUGGGAGUCAUUGGCUCAGCAUGCGGGAAGUGUUGGACAGACUCAGUCAGAAGGGACAUGAAAUAGUUGUCGUUGCACCGGAAACAACAUUACAGAUAAAACCAUCAAAGAACUUCAUUCUGAAAAUGUACUCAGCCCCAUACACACAGGAAAAGAUGGAAGAAUAUUUACGGGCAUUUUUUGAAGUUACAUUUGAAGAAGGAUCUUUUCUGGAAAGAUUUCUUAAAGUAUACGAAGGUAUGAAAAAAUUCUCUCUUAUGGCGAUCGCCAGCUGUAGACAUUUGCUAUACAACAAGGAGCUUAUCAGAUAUCUUGAGGAAGGCAAGUUUGAUGCUCUUUUUACUGAUCCUGUAGUGCCCUGCGGGCAGAUACUGGCAGAGCAUCUUUCACUUCCUUCUGUGUUUUUUUUACGAGGAGUGCCAUGUGGUUUAGAUUUGAAAGCCACUCACUGUCCCAGUCCCCCUUCUUAUGUGCCCAGGGCAUAUACAGACCUUACAGACCACAUGAACUUUCUCCAGCGGGUGAAGAAUCUGCUCUUUGACCUCCCAGAUUAUUUUCUCUGUGAGAGUGCCUAUCAACCAUUUGCAGAACUGGCUUCUGAGUUCCUCCAGCGGAGCAUGACUGUGCCAGAACUCUUAAGCCAGGGUUCCAUUUGGCUCAUGAGGUUUGAUUUUGUGUUAGAUUAUCCAAGACCUUUGAUGCCCAACACAAUUUUUAUUGGAGGAGUACACUGUGCUCACAAGGAGCUACCUCAGACAUAA